This is a messenger RNA of Gekko japonicus, 1220 nucleotides long. It is a transcript of the gene NRN1, whose product is annotated as neuritin 1. NCBI's taxonomy places the organism in Eukaryota, Metazoa, Chordata, Lepidosauria, Squamata, Gekkonidae. Gene Ontology annotation, cellular component: plasma membrane. The transcript has 3 exons. The record is from RefSeq and is a predicted model, not a curated record. Gene Ontology annotation, biological process: neuron projection extension; nervous system development. The coding region runs from base 184 to 618 and encodes 144 amino acids.
AGGCUUGGUGUACCCAAAAGUCUCGGCGGCUCGGAACUUGUUGGCGAUGCCCGGCUUGCAGCUGCCCCCCACGUCCCCCCCGGUCCCCCUUUAAGCCGCCGAAGGACAGAAAGGCAACAAAAGACACAGGGAGAGAGAAACGAGAAAGAGCUGCACCUCGCAAAUGGUGGUAUUAACUAUAGGAUGGGACUUAAGUUGAGCGGCAGAUACAUUUCUCUGGUCCUUGCUGUGCAGCUAGCGUACCUGGUGCAGGCAGUUCGAGCGGCGGGCAAGUGCGAUGAGGUCUUUAAGGGCUUCUCGACUUGUGUGCUCAAGAUGGGCAAUAACAUUGCCGGCUACCAGCAAGACCUGGACGACAAGAGAAAUCUGGAAACCAUCUGCCGGUACUGGGACGACUUCCACGCCUGCACCCUGGUGGCCCUGACGGAUUGCCAGGAAGGGGUGAAGGACGUCUGGGAGAAGCUGAAGGAGAAGUCCAAGAAGCUCGACUACGAGGGCAACCUGUUCGUCCUGUGCAGCAAGACCAAGGCGGCGGCCACCUCCUCCUCGCUGCCCUCGGCCUCCCCGCUGCUCCUCCUGGCGCUCUCGGCCGCCCUGGCGACUUGGUUCUCCUUCUAGAGGCGCCCGGCGGGCGGAGGAGGAGGAGGAGGGAGAGAGAGCGAGAGAGAGCCCGGCAGAGCCCCGGCCCGGAUCCCGUCGCCAGGCCGCCCGCCCGCCCGCCACCUCCCCUCCCUGCCUCCGGGACCUGGAUCUAUCGAGGGGACAGUCUCCGUCCGUCCUUUGGAUUGGGGGUGGGAAGAAGGCCGGCGGAUGCGGCGGGUGCUGCUGCUGCUGCAGAGGUGCCACCGCCGCCGCUCGAGGAAGGGCUGGACUGGACCGGACCGGGGAAGGGGAAAGAGGGGGAACCCGCCUCCGAGGGCCUCCCCUCUCCCCCCCUCUCUCCUCCUCUCCCCCUUCCCUCCCGUCGUGCUUUGAAUGAUUUGCCAAAAUGGUACCACAAACGGUGAGCCACCAAGAGCCAAAAUCGGACCUCAGCUUUACUCCCCUCUCCUUCGGAUCCGAGGUCAACCGGAGCCCUCUUUUUGUGCGCAAAGGAAUCUCAGGAACGGCUUCGAGCCACCACCGAAUACUAAUAAAAGCAUUAAUAGGUAAUAAUAAUACUAAUUAUACUAAUAGUUGCUAUUACUAGCGCUGCUCGGCGGCCACAAAGGAGAGGCCCU